Molecule: messenger RNA, 5345 nt
Organism: Oncorhynchus gorbuscha (pink salmon)
Lineage: Eukaryota; Metazoa; Chordata; Actinopteri; Salmoniformes; Salmonidae
Product: capping protein, Arp2/3 and myosin-I linker protein 3-like
Exons: 39
Coding region: 13-4611 (1532 amino acids)
Biological process (GO): regulation of Arp2/3 complex-mediated actin nucleation; cell migration
Cellular component (GO): plasma membrane; lamellipodium
Source: RefSeq, a predicted model, not a curated record
UCAGAUGGUGGAAUGCUUCCGAGAGAAGCAAUCCGUUCGGUCCAUCAUUGCGAAAGGAAAAGGGGCGGUAAUAGAGGAAGGAGAGACAUGGCAUCUAAAGACGUAACUGCCUCUUGUUUCGUCAGUGUGAGCAGGGAUAUUACAGAGAGUAUCAGGAAGAUUGUUGACAAGUCAUCCAUCAAGUUUAUACGCGGCAUUAAGCUUGACACCAAAAAUGGCAAGUCAGAGGACCGGAUACUGGUCCUCACAACAUGGAGACUCUAUUUCCUGACAGCCAAGGCUCCAACAAAGAUUGAGGUGACAUUUAACUUCUUGGAGAUCCGAGCCAUGAACAGUCACCCAGAGUUUCAGGUCGUCAUAGACUUGGACAAGUCCACUUAUUCCCUGAGGCUUCAGUCACGUGACCACCUCAGUCAUGUGGUCAGCCACGUUAACUUUGCCCUGUCCAGAAUAUUCAACAACUCUGUUUUCUCUCCCUCCAUCUGUCAUUCAGACAGUGACCUUUCUGAGGGAAGCAGGAAGUACUCCCCCAGCUCAGAGACGUCUGUUGAAACCCAGAGGGCCUGUGGAGGGUUUUCCGAGACCUACGCUGCCCUGUGUGACUACAAUGGAAUCAGCUGCAAGGAGGAAGUGCAGUGGGAUGUGGACACUAUCUAUCACUCUCAAGACAACAGGGAGUUUAACCUAGUGGACUUCAGCCACCUGGAGAGCAGAGACUUGGCAGUGAUUGUGGCCUCAAUGGCAUACAACACCUGGUUCACCAAACUAUACUGUAAGGACCUACGCAUAGGGUCAGAGGUCAGUGAGCAGGUUUUGCACACACUCAGUAAGUCCUCUAGCCUGGAAGAGCUCACUCUGGAGAAUGCUGGUCUCAAAUCUGACUUUGCGCAGAAGCUGUCAGUUGCGCUCUCAGAGAAUCCUGCUUCUGUCAUCCACUCUCUGAACUUGGCACACAACACAUUGGACAACCAAGGUGUGUCUAACCUCAUCCAGCAGGUGUGUCGUCUCAGCAAAGGACUGCGUCUCCUCAACCUCUCCAAGACCUCCCUUAACUCCAAAGGUGUGGUGUCUCUGUCUCAAGCUCUGUGCUCCAGUGAUGAGUAUUCCAACUCUCUACUGCACCUGGACCUGAGCAAGAACCCUGGGGUCCUGUCUGGGGAGGACGCUUCGAAUCUGUACCUUUUCCUUUCCCAGCCUAAUUGUCUGGUCCAUUUGGACCUGUCUGACACUGACUGUGCUGUUGACUCUCUAUUUGGGGCUCUGCUGAGGGGGUGUUGUGCUGAUCUCUCCUACUUGAAUCUCUCCAAAAAUUCCUUCUCACACAGGAAAGUGAAGGAGACCCUGCCGUUGUUCCGUCAGUUCUUCAGCUCGGCCUUCAGUCUCACCCAUGUCAGCCUGGCCUCUAUAAAGCUACCCCCUGAUGCCCUGAGGUCUCUUUUCAUAGGUCUGACCACAAACCCUCACAUUAAUGACCUUCACCUGGACAUCAGUGGCUGUGAGCUGAAAUCUGCAGGAGCUUCUGUGAUCCAGGAGCUGUUCCCCAGGGUCUCCUCCAUCGCCACCCUGGACAUCUCUGACAACGGGCUGGAUGCAGACCUUCUCUCAGUCCUACCAGCUCUCUCCAGACACACCUCCCUAAAGCACCUGUAUCUGGGCAAGAACUUCAACAUCAAGAGCAGCAGGGUGCUGGAGGAAAUCCUACAGAAGCUGGUCCAACUCAUACAGGAGGAGGAAUGUGCCCUCCAGUCCCUCUCCCUGGCUGACUCGCGGCUGCGUUCUCGCGGUACAGUGCUAGUAAAUGCUCUGGGUAGUAACACCUGCCUACGUAAGGUGGACCUGAGUGGGAACAGCCUGGAGGACAUUGGAGCCAAGAUGCUGAGCAAAGCCCUACAGAUCAACACCACACUCAGGAGUGUGACGUGGGAUCGUAACAACACCUCAGCUACAGGAUUCCUGGACGUGGCUCGAGCCCUUGAACAUAACUUCACCUUGCAGUACAUGCCCCUCCCCCUCAGUGACAUCAGCCAGGCGUACCGUAGCGCCCCCGAGAGGGCAGAGCAGGCACUGACCAAGAUCCAGCGUGCUCUGCUGAGGAACAACCAGACUCAGCGCUUCUCUCAGAGACAGGCUCUACGGCUGCACCAGGGCCUGGUCACCAGCACUGCUGAACAGGUGAUGGAGCGUCUGUGUGUGCGUGUGCAGCAGCAGGUGUGUGUGCUGCGUGGAGUAGGGGAGAUGGAGGAGAUUCAAGCUGCUAAACAAGUGCUGAAGGAGGCCAGGAACUCUCGCGCGCUGUACCCCUCCCUCUGUGAGCUAGCUCAUGUGCUGUCAGUAGAUGGGCCAGUCAGACAGAGACUGGACUCACUGGCAGGAGAACUGGCCAAGGCAGCUGACAAGGAACUACAGGUGAUAGUUGACUCCAUGGUGUCUCUCUGUCGUGAGCUGUGUCCGCUGUCCUCCUCUGCCGCAGAGAGAUUGAGUCCUCCGCUCUCGUCCGUCUCUGAGCGUGUGUCCAUCCCUCGCUCAGCCAUCCGUACGGCCCUGAUGGAGCGAGCAGCUCAGGACAUCCACCGCGCGCUGGAAGAGGUGAAGCUCUCAGUGGUUUCAUAUCUCACCAACUCCAUUGUGGAUCAGAUCUUGCAGGAGCUCUACGCCACUCAAAAGACCCUGACACGUCAGGUGUCCCAGGUGAAGCGUUGGGAGGGGACAUGUGAUGGAGGGACAGGCCGGAGGUCACACAGACACAGAGACUCUCUGGACAUCACAGACGAGGAGCUGGGCACCAGCAUAGACACAAUUGCCAUUAAGAAGCACAGCUCUAGAACUAGGCGAAUACGACCCGUUUCAACCAGACUGAGCCUGUGUGAUGACUCCAGCUCCUCCCCGCCCCCCUCUACGUCCUCUUCUUUCUCAGCCCUCUCUCGCUCCGCAUCCUGUGAGGGGCUGUCUGAACUCCCGACCCAGGGUGCACCUCUACAUCAUGUGACACGGGUUAGGCCGAGGCCCCCACGGAGACACCGAGCAGGACACGCCCCCUCUGACACACAUUGCACUGAAAAUGGAGCUGUCACUCCUCUUGAUGAUGGACUCCCAGAUUUCUACUCCAAGAGAGUUCUCCCUGAUAGUCAGUUGUCCUCUCUCCAUAAAGCCCACUCUCUCAGGCGAAAGAAAAGACGCAAUAUGCUGGCCAUCUUUGGUUUCCGUAGGAACCGCAACUCAACUCUCUCCAAUCAGGGGCCAGAGUCUGGCGGAGAUGGGUGUGGGGAGGAGUGUCACACUGUUGCUACGGCACCCACAGGGACAGCCACUGAGAAUGUCUACACGCUGCUGCAGCCCCCUCGUUCUGCUGCCAGGGCCUGCUCUCCUGGUGAGGGGGCUGAUGGGAAGGUGGAGGACCAGAGGGGGGAGGAGCCAGUAGGCCUGAGCCUGCAGCCACUGCAGAGCAUACCACCACAGCCUGGCAUGCCGGGCAGCAGACACCCCUUCUACUCACCCAGCCAGCCAUCAAAGCUAGAGACAGCGCACGAGCAACCUGCAGAUACUGACAGACAUUGGUCAGAGGACAGACAGGUGGACAGACAGUGGACAGAGGGGCUUCACACAGACAGAGAGAGGACAUUAAUAAGACCGGCUGACAGACACUCUGACCGGCACUGGACCGAGGACAAACUGUCAGACAAAACAUGGACAGAGGGAAGAACAGCAGAGAGACAGAUGGACAGAUAUUGGACAGAGAGCAGGCAUGCAGAUAGACUCAUGGAAAGACAGUGGACAGUUGACAGACACACACAGAGACAGAUCGACAGACAGUUUGAUCGAGAUAGACAGUGGACGGUGAGCAGACAACAGACAGACAGAAAGUGGGCAGAGGGACGACUGACAGACAUACAGAUAGACAGACAGUGGAUAGAGAGCAGGCAGUCAGGCAGACAGUCUGACAGACAAGCCCAGGGACAACAUCUGGCUCAGAGGCCUCUGCCCCCUUACCCGUCAGACAGGACUCCAUCACCUAAAAGUGAGACUGACUCCCAGAAAAACAUGGAGGCAACCGUGGACAGACAGAAGUACUCUGACACACAGACGGACAGACAUCUGCACUCAGACACUGCUGUAGGACAGGUGGAAGGGUGGAGGGGUGGAGGAGGGGUUCCCCCUGGACGGGUUUCUGUGAAUGCAUCUAAACCAGACCCUCCUCCCCAAAGCAGUAAACCCAUCCAGUCCAAACUGAGACAGAGACAUCUACAGGAGAGCUCUGGUGCAGAGGAGGAAGCAGACGGAGAUAGGGAUGGUGGAAGAAUGGAAAGGAAAGAGAGAGAUCGAGGCAGAGAUGCAGAGGGACAGCCACCUCCCAUUCCUGAAAAGCCAAAGACAUCCUAUGUGUCUUCUCCAAUUGAGUAUGCCAAUGAAAGGCCGAUCCCACAUCUUGCACCAUCUGCAUUCAACAAGCCAGUGCUGGGAUUGGCUGACAGGGCUUUCAGUCAAGGUGAGGAAGCAGUGAGACCUCAAGCCCCAGUGAAACCCCAGAGGAACAGAAAGGCUCUGUCUUGUGACACAGGCACUGACAGGGAUGCCCUAAUAAUCUCGAGAAGCCCCCAAAUCGCAAACCUGUGAAAAAACCUAGACUACUCCAGAACAGAAACAAAUCCUUGGACUAUCCUGGUCUCUCUGCCUCUGUAGCUCUCUCUCUCUCUUUCUCUCUCUCUCUCUCUCUCUCUCUCAUUCUCUCUCUCUCUCUGCCUCUGUCUCUGUGAGAAUGGGAGCAUGUGUUUCCUCUCAUACUUAAUGCAUGAAAACAGAUAUGUUUCUUUGGAUACAGCUAUAUUUGUGUGUUUUUGGUUUUACCAUCAUUGUGGGGACCAGAACUGUUCACAAGAAUAUAAAUAUCUGGGGACAAAUGUGUGUGUGUGUGUGUGUGUGUGCGUGCGUGUGUGUGUGUGUGUGUGUCUCAGACUAAACAAAGCAACGUUUUCAAUCACCCCUUAGGUCGGAAUACAACUCAAACAUGACUUCACUGUUGUUAAUUAUCUGAUCAAAUUGUGUCUAAUGAGAUGAAUCAGUAAUCAGGAAUGUCUCUCGUUCUGUGCUCUCCCAGACAGCGUCAACUCAGCGUCUGUUAACAGAGAGCUGUUGUAAUGUCGAUGGAAUUAAGCUGCUUCAGACCAACCAGCCAGAGGGUUGUCAUGACAACUGGGCAGCAUUUUGUCCGAUGUGGAAGAGGAGAAACAUGCGAGGGAGAAACUAGACUCUAGAGAGAGAGAGGGAACACACGAAUACAGAGAGAGAAAGGGAGAGAGAGGGAACACACGAAUACAGAAAGAGAAAGGGAGAGAGAGGGAACACACGAA